CUAGGCCUCACUAGGCCUCACUAGGCCGCGCGCGUUGCUAAGCAACGCUCGCUCUGACGUAACUUCCGCCGCGCCGCGUUCACCACCUAGCAACGUCCGCCUAGCAACGCGGCGCGCUGCUGACGUCACUUCCUCCUCCUUCUUCUCCCCUCAGGCCGCCAUCAUGGCGGCCGUGGAGGUUUUCCCGUCUCCGGCCGAGCUCGGCGCGGCGCUGGCGCGGGCGGUGACCGAAGCCGCGGCCGAGGCGGUGGCGAGCGGCGGCCGCUUCACUCUGGGGGUCUCCGGGGGUUCUCUGGUGCCGCUGCUGGCGCGGGAGCUCCCGGGGGCCCUGAGCGCGGCUCCCGGCGCGGAUCCCUCGCGCUGGCUCGUGGCGUUGUGCGAUGAGCGCCUGGUGCCCCCCGAGCACCCCGAGAGCACCGCGGGCGCCUACAGGUCCCAGGUUGUGCCUCAGUUUCCCCCCCCUGGGCCGCGCUGGCUCUGGGUCCGGCCCGAGCUCGGCGCCGCCGCCGCCAGCGACUACGAGAGCCAGAUCCGACGGGAGUUCCCAGGCUCAGGAGUGCCCCAGUUUGAUUUGCUGCUGCUGGGGCUGGGUCCGGACGGUCACACCUGCUCGCUGUUCCCGGGCCACGCCCUGCUCCAGGAGCAGGAGGCUCUGGUGGGGUUCCUGGCGGAUUCCCCGAAGCCGCCGGCGCGGCGCGUGACGAUGACGCUGCCGCUGCUCAACGCCGCGCGCUCCGUGCUCAUCAUCGCCGCCGGCGCCGCCAAAGCCGCCGCGCUCCAGCGGAUCCUGGAGGGCCAGGAGGAAUUCCCGCUGCCGGCCGCCCGGAUCCGGCCCCGCUCCGGCCGCCUCCGCUGGCUCCUGGACCGGGAAGCGGCCAAGGAGCUGCGGAUUCCCGCGGGAAAACACCCCGGGAAUCCCGGAAUUCCCGGGGAAAACCCCCCAGGAGGGGAAGAUCCCCAGGGGAAAUGACGGAAGGUUCCGGAGCCGGGGAUUCCCCUCCUGGGAAUUGAGGAAUUGCGGUGGGAAAACCCUCAGGAAUCGGGAAUUCUGAUGGAAAAUGUCCCAGGAAUCCGGAAUUCCCAUGGAAAAACGCCCCAGGAAUCCGGAAUUCCCAUGGAAAAUGUCCCAGGAAUCGGGAAUUCCCAUGGAAAAUGUCCCAGGAAUCGGGAAUUCCCAUGGAAAAAUGCUCCAGGAAUCCGGAAUUCUGAUGGAAAAACACCCCAGGAAGCCGGAAUUCCGAUGGAAAAUGUCCCAGGAAUCGGGAAUUUCGAUGGGAAAACCCCCCAGGAAUUGGGAAUUCUGAUGGAAAACGCGCCAGAAAUCAGGAAUCCCAUUGGAAAAUGCCCCAGGAAUUGGGAAUUCCGUUGGGGGGGUUUCAGAGCUUGGAAUUCCAAUGGAAAAAUGCUCCAGGAAUUGGGAAUUCUGAUGGAAAAACGCCCCAGGAUUUGGGAAUUCCCGUGAAAAAUCCGGGAAUGGAGAAUUCCAAGGGGGGAAUUUUUAUUUGGGAUUUUUUUAGAGUUUGGAAUUCCCCAGAAGGGGAAAAAAACGUCCCCAAAAAUGGAAGAAUUCCAUGGAAAAUAUCCCAGGAAUUUUUUUGGGGGGGGAUCAGGGAGCGCUUUGAGCUGGGAAUUACCAGGAAAUCCUCGGAAUUCCGGGAAAAAAAAAAAAAAAAUACAAAAAAAAUCCGGGAAAUGAGAAAAUUCUGGAAUCGCCAGCGGGGCUGGGAAUCCCAGCAGGAACCGGGAGAGGGAAAAAAAUCCGGGAUCAAAAAAUCCACACAUUCCAAACCUGAGCAUUCCCAUGGGAAAAACUUUGGGAAUUCCAUGAAAAAUUGGGAUUUUUUUUUUGCUGUUUAUUUGAUUUUUUCUUUAUUUUUGAAUUGGGAAUAAACGGUGCUUUGGCUGAGCUGGAA
Molecule: messenger RNA, 1913 nt
Organism: Poecile atricapillus (Black-capped chickadee)
Lineage: Eukaryota; Metazoa; Chordata; Aves; Passeriformes; Paridae
Gene: PGLS
Product: 6-phosphogluconolactonase
Exons: 5
Coding region: 164-970 (268 amino acids)
Biological process (GO): pentose-phosphate shunt; carbohydrate metabolic process
Molecular function (GO): 6-phosphogluconolactonase activity
Source: RefSeq, a predicted model, not a curated record